This is a messenger RNA of Bombina bombina (fire-bellied toad), 7140 nucleotides long. RefSeq names its product CD99 molecule like 2 (gene CD99L2). The record is from RefSeq and is a predicted model, not a curated record. Bases 166 to 1011 code for a protein of 281 amino acids. The transcript is spliced from 12 exons. NCBI's taxonomy places the organism in Eukaryota, Metazoa, Chordata, Amphibia, Anura, Bombinatoridae. Gene Ontology annotation, biological process: homotypic cell-cell adhesion; T cell extravasation; positive regulation of neutrophil extravasation.
UCACUCGCUGCUCUCCCCUCUCUCGCCUGCGCCCUGCAGCCUUGUCUGGGUGUCUCUCUGUAUACUGUGCACUACAUAGCGGGUUCAGAUUAGCACUGUGUCGGAUCCCUGAGUCACCCUUAGGCCCUUCUUGCCCAUUUAUAUCCCAGCACCCUUCAUUGCACCAUGGCAGAUAGCCUGUCGUCUCUGCUCCUGGCGCUGGCUUUCCUAGCUGUGUUUUGGAGAGCAUAUGGGACAGAUUCAGACUUUAGCUUGGAAGAUGCUUUAGAUUUAGACCCUGUUCCUACAAAAAAACCUAUACCCAAACGACCAAAACUACCAACUCAGGAUUCCGGUGACCUUGACUUAUCUGACUUUUUUGACACCCCAGUCAAACCAACACCAAAACCUAAACCAACCAGACCAACAAAAGUACCUGCAAGCAAACCAGGUGGCAUAGACUUUUUUGAUACGCCAAGCAAACCAACACCAAAACCAUCCAGACCAACAAAAAAAGUGCCUGCAAGAAAACCAGAUCCCAAUGAUUUUGACUUAUCUGAUGCCCUAGAUGGAAGAAAUGAUGGCAAAUAUGAUGGGAGAGGAGGAGGAGGAGGUUCCAAGGAUAAAGGUAAACUUGAUCCCUCCGGAGGUAAACAAGCUGACCUUUCAGAUGAUGAUUUAGAAGAUAUUUUCAAUGAUGGCUACAGCCCUGACAAGAAAAAAGGUGGAAGAGGCGGAGCAGGGGGAGGAGAAAGUGGCAGUAAUACAGACUCUAAUACUGGUGAGACAAUGGAGACCGGCACUAUUGCAGGGAUUGCCAGUGCAUUGGCAAUGGCUUUGGUUGGAGCCGUAACUAGUUACUUUUCCUACCAGCAAAAGAAGUUCUGCUUCAGUAUACAACAAGGACUUAAUGUUGAUUAUUUGAAAGGCGAACAAAUGGAAGGGGUAGUUGCAGAAGAGCCACAAGUUAAGUAUUCUGCUGUGGAAUCUCAGGCUUCUGCUCCACCAACAGAAGAUGCGGCAAAGGUGUGAAUAGACUUGACAAUGAACAACUCUACAAUAUUGCCAGCUGCAAUUUCCUGAGGCCUGUAUGUUUGCAUUUUAUUUAUUGAGCACUCUAGCUCCUUGCAAGCUUUGUAAAGAUAACUGCUUUUAAAAAAAAUUUGUUUACAUUUAUGUACACGCUUUUUUAUGUCUGUGUUUUGUUUUUUUAAAGUUUUAGCAAUUUACAUGAUAAAAAACUGAAUACAUAAGAAAAAUGGUAGAUAGAACAGCCUUACUUAGUUAAAUCAAUCUGUUUAUUAAUAUUUAUAUCCACAACAGUCUCCAUUUUGUGUUUUUAUAAAUGAAUAACUUCAAAUCUUUGAAACAAGUAACCAUAUAUUUAUACGCUUACUGAUAUGUUGUGUAAUGACAGAGUGUUGGUGAACCUUACUGUUUGUUAACGGUAUAAAUUAGCUUAAAGGGAAACUAAACAAAAUUUUUAUUGUAAGCUUAGAACCCGACCCAUUUUUGGUUCAGCACCAGGGUAGUGCUUGCUGAUUGGUGGGUAAAUGUAGCGACCAAUCAGCAAGCACUACCCAGGGUGCUGAACCAAAAAUAGGCCACCUCCUAAGCUUACAUUUAAGCUUUUUCAAAUAGAUACCAAGAGAAAAAAUAAAAAAUUAUAAUAGGAGUAAAUUAGAAAGUUGCUUAAAAUUUGCAUGCUGUAUCUGAAUCAUGAAAGAAAAAAAAAUUGGGUUUAGUAUUCCUUUAAAUUAAUACAGGCAUUCUUACCAUUUAGCACAUUCUUUAUCACCUAGAGUUCUGUUAAAUUCUAGAUUGUAAGCUCUCUAAAGCAGGGGCCUCAAUGAUUUUUGUUUCAUUGUGCAAACAUGUUUCAAGUUACACAUGUUCUUGUAUACAGCUUAAAAAAAACUGGUGGUUUUUAUAAAUAUAGAGCAAAAAAAACAAAAAUACAUGAUUCGCUCCAGCUACUAGCAGCUGAAUUUAUUAGCAUAUCUUUCACAGAAACAAGUGUUUACCAUUGACAUGAUUUAAGAUACUAUCUAGUCGGUCUGUUUGUCUGACUGUCUAAAUAUCUUGAGUUAAAUUAAUUCUCCAGACAAUCUUAUACACAGGAUUUAUUACAGCACCUUUUUCAAGGUGGAGUCAAGGUACUUAACAAUACAGCUUUUGGUCUUAAAAAGAUAGUUAUACAUUGUCAUUUUAACAUAAAUAAACUUUUCUUAAAAAAAAACAGAGGCCUCAGACUUUUCUAAAGAUGGAAUUUCAGAGCAAAUUAGCUUUAUUAUGGAAUGCUUGUUUGGCUAAUUAUUGCAUAUAUUUGUUGCAGAAAAUUGGCUGAAAAGCAUGUGCAUAAGAGGAUAAUGCUAUAAAAAUUAAAAUUUGCUACAAACGUGUGCAUAAAAUUAUAAACGUAUAAACUGGUCUGGUUAGCAUGCGCAUAAAGCUAUAAACCUAAAUAUUUGCUGAUAAGCAUGUGGGGAGGAGCAUAAGACGAUAUAAUUACAAAGUCCCACAGCACUAUGUAAAACAGAUAAUUAUUGCUUAAUUUGGGUUACAAAUAAGGUAAUGUUUUGGACUAUUCCCUCAAUUAUGCACAAGUGCUUUACAUCAUUCUGUGGAACUUUGUUUUUAUUUCUGAUUUGGCAAUAUCUUUAUUUAGCAUUUUGCUGGAUCCACUAAUUGCAAUUUACAAUCACGGUGCACCAAGGGUUCUUCAGGUAGAUAAACCCCUGAUCAUGCAGGGUGACAGGAGGCUAAUCUUAAUUCCCUAAACUGGCUGCCAGGAAAAAAUGGUGCACAUAAUUUUAAGAAUCAUCAUGUGUCAAAAACGAGUCUGGUUGACUAUCAUAAUUGCUGCAAUACUGUGCAUCAUCUGAAGCUGGCGUAGUUGUCUGGUUUCCUGCAGUGCAUUAUGUUGGGGUCAACCAGAAAGAAAAAAUCAUUGUCACUAUGGGGGACUUCAAGAAUUCCUGGGAUAAGCAUAAGGCUAUCCUACAAACUAGAUACGUUUAAUACUUUUAAGAAAUAUUGGGCAGGCUUGUUGGGCCUAUGAUUCUUAUCUGCUGUCAAAAUCUAUGUUUCUAUGUCACAAAGUGGGGAGAUUGUUUAAAGGAAUCCUGACAUUUCUCAGAUGAAAUAAUAAGGCUUUGAAAGUGGUUGAUACUUGUUGCUUGAGAGGAAAACUAAUAAGCAAGUACCACACCAAUAUAUUGCAUGUAUUAUUUAGCCUGUAGUUGUAGCCUUCAAUAUUUCUGGCCAAUGUGCUGAACGUGUUCCUGGUUUGUUGUGAUCAGGUGACUUCCUCUCUACCACUAAGAGUGUCUGUUUUAUCAUGAUUUAGCUUCAGAGAGCUGGUACUCGUCUACACCUGGAGAUCAUUAUGUUGCUUAAUUUUCAGCUUUGCUUAAAUAUCAUAAGCAUAGCUCUAAAAGCCUAGACCAGCAUUAAUCAUUGAGGGUUUAGAAUAUAUUUUAACAUGGGACACCCCUGGCAUUCAACUGGAUAACACUUUAAAGUAACUUUUAAGCUUUAUUAUAACAUGUUAGAAUUCCAUGGCCUCAAAACUUGAAUUUCCUUUGUUGCAUUUGCCCACUGAUCUGUUACAAGAAGGCAGUUCCAAGUGUUUUCUAAUUCUGUUCUGUAACUUCAUGAACUUUGUCAGAAAAUUAUUACUCUCUGUAUAAUUUUUUCCCCCCUAAAACACUGGUUUCAAAAAUCUUAUCUCUCUCUUAGUUUGUUGUGACCUAAAGAGUGUAUUUCAAAAAUACUUUUUUUCUGGAGCUGUGUUAGCUGUUGUUAUCAACUAGUGAGCAAUCCUAUUGGUCAGUUGCACAUAAAUGUACAUUUCUGUUUUUGUUUUAAUAUUUUUAUAUAAUUUCAAGUCAUUCUUUUUCAUGCAAGAAAUUAUCAAACAUAUUUGUGAUAAAUAUUAUUUUAAGAGAUUUUCAGUUUAGUAGCCACAUUUUUUUAAAUUGAAGACACUAAAUACUUAAAGGACAUUUAACACAUCUUGCUUUUGUAUAAGAAUUUGUCUCAGGCACUGCUAACCUAGGUUUUCAAAAUGGUGCAAAUUGCCUAAACCAGUAGUUAUUUGAUCUGCAACAGUUGUAGUAAUUGCUUUGUGGCCUUUCUAGUGAGGGUGGGACAAGAACAUUUUGUUACACAAAAGCAGGAAGUGUUUAAUGUCCUUUUAAAAGGUAUCCGCUUAGGUGCAUUUUAAGUAGCCUAAGGUUAUGUAGCAUCUCCCAGAGGGAGUACAAAACUGCAUCUUUGUGGUCAGGCCGGUAUGUUUAUCAGGUAUAUUUGCCCUAUGCAUUGGCCUAAAGGUAUGAAACACGAAGAGUAAGUCCCUUAUGGCUCACCCUAGUGACACAAAGCCUCACUUCCUGCUUCCAUUCAUUUCUGUUAUGUUUUUUGAACAGGGUUGAUGAUUUCCCACUGACUUUCAUGCUUUGUACCACUAUAUCAGACAUUCUGCUAUCAGGCAAGCAUUUAUAUCCUGCCCUGGGACAGCACGUUACUGUAUAUAGUAAAGGGACAGAAAGGAGCAAUAAUAAAAUACUAUAAAGUUCGAGACCAUUGUAUUAGUACCUAAUGCCUAAAUUCCGUUCUGGAUCAGCAGUGCUGAUUAUGAAUUGAAAACUGACGGUGGCUGAGGGCUAUGUACAUAUGUUGCCCCUGAUUGGCACAGCAACCUUGUUCAGUUGUGGAACACUAGUGCUUUGCUGCUACGGUUCUGACUCAGUGUGUUUAACCUCUUUGGGGAAGGAUAUAAACUCUCAGUUCUGUUCAAGCAAUAAUGCAAUAUUAAAAUGAUCUAGCCACAAUAAAGCAUCUUAUUCUUACCCUAUGAUGUCCCUUUAAUGUAGGAUUUGCAAUUUCACUUGCAGUCUUUAAAUUUAGAAGGCUUUGCAGUACAGAGAUGUAAUGAGAUGGGGUUUUCAUGCCACCAUUAUUUUCUUCAUACUCUGUGACAGGGUCCUGUAUCAUUACAUGCACUGAUGUAGCAUCAUUUUACACAAUGUCUUUUCAUUGGUCGGCACUGUGAUGCAUUUAUCAUGUGCUAAAUGUGCUCCUCAGCACUGCAUGGCAAUACGUGCCCUAUGUGUCAUCUUUCUUUGUAUUAAGGUCUAAUUCAAUGGUUUAUUUAGGCUGGUGGUGAGAUUUUUUUCUCUCUCUUUAUUAUCAUUUAGCAACUUACUUUUUCUAACUACUUACUGUUUUUCAUUGUUAUCGUUCAGUAUUUUUAGUACCUCACUUGUGUUGAUAUUUUCUUUGGUAGGCUGCAUGUUGUUUGAUGGAAGCUACUGCCAUUCUGUAUCUCACAGUAGAGCCUGGUUAAUUGGACGUUGCUCUUCUUUUGCUAUAUAUAUAUAUAUAUAUAUAUAUAUAUAUAUAUAUAUAUAUAUAUAUAUAUAUAUAUAUAUAUAUAUAUAUAUAUAUAUUGUUAAGAUUGUUUAUUUACAGACUCCAUUCUCUCUCGUUAAAGCCCCAGCUAAAGUGCCUUCAAUUUUUAAAAUACUGUUCCCAUAUGUUCAUUACACACUAUUUAUUUAGUUCCUUUAUUGUUUCAGUAUAAAAUGUAUUUGCUCCUGUUCUCUGCCUGUUGUACCUAAUGCUAAACAUUUAAAUGUAAAAAGUCCAGUACACCUCACUUACUAUAUUAUGUGGAAGAAUCCUGACUUUUGUUAGUUUAUUUUUUACUGUUACUGAUUGAUAUGCAUCUGAGAAAAGCCAGUUUUCUCUUUCUCGUACCUUCGUGCAGCCAUUCCAAGACAAAUAGACAAAAGACAGGAAACUUUUAAUUGUUGCAGAAAAAAUUCAUUGUGCCCUAUUCUGUGAUCAAUUGGUGACUAUUAGGCAUGGGCAAAACUUUGGGAUUUGUCAUUCAUUUAGCAAAUAAAUACCGAAUAUGACAGUGGCAUUCGGCAUCUUUCAGCGCCGGAUAUAUCAGUGUGAAAGUACAACAGAAUGCUGCUGCCAUAUUUGUCGUUUGUUUACCAAACUAAUGCCGAAUAAUGAAAUUUCACCCAUGCCGAGUGACUAUAUGGAUUACCAUAUAAAGUAUUUAUCACCACUACAUGACUGCCAAUGAAAAUGAUCUUUGUUUUAUUCUGGAACAUUUCACCAUCUGUCUCCAAUGUCUCCUCAUUCUAUCUCAAGAGAACCUUCCUAUAUCAGGGUGUCUUAUAUCAAACCUUUUUGCUUCAUUCUCUGUUAUUGAAGCCUCGUAUUGGUCAUCCAGUCUACACAGAGAUUUUCUAAUGUGCAACCAAUCUUAAGCCAAUCCUGUUUCUUUUCGUUGUAGAGAUCUUAAAGCAGCAAAUGGGACUUCUUUCUGGUGCUGUUUUUUUUACAUUUUGUGUACAGUCUGUCAGAUGUUUUGUGUGGAAUCCCAGUCCACUUCUGUAAAUGAUAGUGUUUUAUAGUGAUAGCUGCUAUGGGUCAUCUCCACUUAACCUGGACUCACAUAACAUCACAUAUAAGCACUAUCCUGCCAGGUUAUUCUUAUACCUCUGUGACUGGGGGAGCACAUUAACUAAAACUGAUGCCCCUUGCGACCUAACUCCAUCAAUCCUAAUACAAUCACUUAUGGCUUUUCCUCUUGCCAUUAUCAAUGUCUUUUCAUCACUUAUCCAGUCAAGGUCUGUACACAGAUCCAGCUGGUGUAAUACACCUGUGUGCUUUCCAUGCAUUUUCAUUUAGCUCUGAUCAACUGACUAAGCUGUUUCUUUAAAAACAUUUCUAGUUCGACUACUUGUUGCACCUGCUAGUUGUUUACAAUAUAAGCUAGAUCUCACCUUCCUUAUGGUCCCAUACUUUUCUAUUCUGAAACCUAAACCGAAUGUCUUUAGGACACAUCGUAAUGCAAUAUAAUAAUUAAACUGGAAAUUAUACAUUAAACACGUGUCACUUUUAUAUUUUUUGAUUCUUUUAAUAUCGUGACAUUCUAAAGCAUAUAGCUGUCUUUCUUCUCCCAUGUAAAAUUGGUGCUGGGUAGAAGACGGAAGGGGAGGAAAUACUGAGCAUACCAUAAGUUCCCAAGUGUUGAGAAGAAGUAAUUAUCCAGUAGUUUUAGAUUUGGAUACAAUGUUGUGUACUUGUAAAUGUGAAUUGAGAUUUAUUAUGAAGUAAAAUGUCUUAAAAACAAAA